GAGGAGACUAUACUUGAAUAUCUUUGCAUUAUAAAUUGUAGUAAUUGCAUGCCUUGAAGGAAGCAACCUUCUCCUUCUUCUUCAUUCAAAUAUCCCCUUGUUUAUAUAGAACGCUAAAGUUGAUGACGCUGAUCUCAUCAUCUCUGUUAUUUCACAAGAUCAAGCUACUCAUCAGCUCGAUUUUAUUUUUCUCCAUUGCCAUAAAAGUAACCUGCGGAUUGAUCAACGAAACGGAUCGAUCAGCAUUGCUUUCAUUCAAGGAACUUAUAGAUGACGAUCCGCUUGGCUCAUUAAGCUCCUGGAACAAUUCUCUCGAUCUCUGCAAAUGGAACGGAGUAAUGUGCAGUCGCAAGCAUCGGAGAGUAGUGGUUCUAGACUUGAGGGGAAAAAGUCUAAGCGGAAUCUUGUCACCUUUCUUGGGAAACCUCUCUUUCCUCAUAUCCAUUUACCUCCCGGGUAACAGAUUCCAAGGGAAAAUCCCCCUGGAGCUCAGCCGCUUGUUCAAGCUGCGACAUCUAAAUUUCAGUGACAAUUCUCUCCAAGGGGAAAUUCCAACCAAUUUGUCAAACUCCCUCGGUGUCAUUGCUUUACGGAGUAAUAAUCUAGUCGGAAAAAUUCCAGCCUCGUUUGAUUCUCUCUCCAUGCUCACUUCUCUUGACCUUUCCUCCAACAACCUCAUCGAAGGGAUUCCACCAUCUGUCGGUAACCUCUCUCUCCUCCAACUACUACGAUUGCAUCAGAAUAGCAUCACAGGAACUAUUCCACAUUCCAUCGGUCAGCUUCCCAACCUUCAGCUAUUUAGCGUUGGAGAGAAUAAAUUGUCAGGUAUUGUCCCUGCUUCACUUUACAAUAUCUCCACUCUCACGCAUCUAAUCACUGCAGAUAACCAACUUACCGGCAGUUUACCCAAAGAUAUUGGCCUUACACUCCCCAACCUGCAACAUUUAACCAUGGCAGAAAACCAAUUACGGGGACCCAUUCCAGCUUCUCUUUCUAAUGCUUCUAGAAUGGAAUACCUUGGCCUAUCGGUUAACAACCUUUCGGGGGGAGUUCCCUUUGACCUAGGGAGAAAGAUGAAGAAUCUUUUCCAUCUAAAUCUGGGUAAAAACAAUUUAGGUUCUGGGGAUGCUGGUGACUUGACCUUCAUCGAUUCGUUAACUAACUGUAGCAAGCUACAAGGAUUGGGUUUCGAUGGAAAUGGUUUUGGUGGCGUUUUACCCACAACCAUAGUCAAUCUCUCAAGUCACCUCAAUGUGUUAGCAGUAGGACGAAACCAGCUCGUUGGAAGCAUACCCGCGGGAAUUUCCAACUUCAUCAAUUUAGAUGCGUUGGGUUUGGAAGCAAACCUUUUUUCAGGUGUCAUUCCCUUUGAAAUAGGAAAGCUUAGAAACCUCAAACGAGUAACUUUCAGUAUAAACAAAUUGUCUGGUCCCAUCCCAGAAAGCAUUGGAAAUCUCACUCAAAUAUUUGACAUAUACUUGGAUCAGAACAACUUGAACGGAACCAUUCCUUCAAGUAUUGAAAACAUCAUGGGCUUGCAAUCCUUGGAUCUCUCAUAUAAUUUCUUAACUGGACCCAUACCCAAAACAGUAGGCCUUUUCUCCACUUUAACCUUCAUGUACUUGGCUCAUAAUGCUUUUAUCGGUGUCCUGCCACUCGAAAUCGAGAAAUUGAACAAUCUCCAGGAACUAGAUGUUUCAGAGAACAAGUUGUCUGGACAUAUUCCUAAUACUCUGGGAAAUUGCUUAAAAUUGGAGGGCCUUUUUCUAGAGGGUAACACGUUCCAGGGUAGUAUUCCUCCAUCUUUUAGCUCAUUGAGAGGAAUUCAAAGACUGGAUCUUUCACGCAAUAACUUGUGCGGACAAAUUCCAGAAGAUCUAGCUGCCCUCGUUCUUUUAAAGAAUCUAAACUUGUCCUUUGACAACUUGGCUGGUGAGGUGCCCUUGCAAGGUGUCUUUGGAAACUUGAGUACGAUUUCACUUAUUGGAAACAAAGGGCUUUGUGGAGGCAUUGCAGAAAUGCGUUUACCUGCUUGCCCGAUGUCCAAGAAGAAGCGGAAUCGCUUUGUCAAAAUUAUUGUUCCAAUAGCUUGCGUGAUCCUGUGUCUUUCACUGGUUGUACUUUUUGUUGUCUUUCUUAAGAAAAGAGAACAGAAAAACAAAUCUCUCACCCAACCAGUCAUAGGAGACGAUUACUUGAGAGUUUCAUACGAUCAGCUUGUUAAAGCUACUAGUGGAUUCUCUCCAUCAAACUUAAUUGGAGCUGGAAGUUUUGGCACCGUGUACAAAGGAAUUCUCCAUGAAGGUGAUAAAGCAAUUGCAGUCAAGGUGCUCAAUCUUGAACAAAGAGGAGCUUCCAAGAGCUUCGUGGCUGAAUGUGAAGCUUUGAGGAGAACAAGGCACAAAAAUCUUCUAAAGAUUAUAACAGUGUGUUCAAGUAUAAACCAUGCAGGUGAUGAUUUUAAAGCACUAGUUUUUGAGUACAUGCCCAAUGGAAGUUUAGAGAAGUGGUUGCAUCCAGGAGAAGAUACGCCACAACAAGAAUGGAACUUAAGCCUUUCCCAAAGGUUAAAUAUAGCAAUCGAUGUUGCAUGUGCCUUAGAAUACCUUCAUCACCGUUGUGAAACUCCAAUUGUUCACUGUGAUCUAAAGCCAAGCAAUGUUCUCAUCGAUGAAGACAUGAUUGCCCAUGUGGGAGAUUUUGGGCUGGCCAAGUUCCUCACCAUCAACAACGAUAACAAUGAUGGUGGGCAAACAAAUUCACUUGCAAUCAAAGGUUCUAUAGGAUAUGUUGCUCCAGAAUAUGGAAUUGGAGGAAGGACAUCUACAGAAGGAGAUGUUUAUAGCUAUGGGAUUUUGUUAUUGGAAAUGCUAACAGGAAGAAGACCGACCGAUGAAUUGUUUGCAAUAAGGCAAAACCUUCAUGAAUUUUGCAAGGUGACAUUGUCAGAGAGAGUGAUGGAGAUUGUUGAUCGGCGCAUGCUGUUAGAAGAACCUACUGAAGCUACAAACGAUGCUAAGAACGAAAUAGCUAGACGAGCCAAAAUAAGAGAAUGCCUAGUUUCCCUUAUGAGGAUUGGAAUUUCAUGUUCUGCAGAAUCGCCUGGCGAAAGGAUGAACGUCAAGGAUGUGAUCAUAGGAUUAAUGACAAUAAAGGAAGUCUUUCUUGGAGUAGGUAUUCAUGGUAGGAGACAACUACGGAUGUGACUCACUGGUGAAGGAACGUCUCGAGAAUAGCUACUAAGAGUGCCAC
Rhododendron vialii is the source of this 3252-nucleotide messenger RNA. Its product is annotated as putative receptor-like protein kinase At3g47110. Bases 123 to 3206 code for a protein of 1027 amino acids. The record is from RefSeq and is a predicted model, not a curated record. The transcript has 2 exons. NCBI's taxonomy places the organism in Eukaryota, Viridiplantae, Streptophyta, Magnoliopsida, Ericales, Ericaceae. Gene Ontology annotation, molecular function: protein kinase activity; protein binding; ATP binding. Gene Ontology annotation, biological process: protein phosphorylation.